AUGAGCUCUCAAGAUUUAAAUGGUCCAUCAGUCGAAGUUGCCACCACCACUGCCAUGUUAGCAUGGUGGAAUAACGUGGUGGCGUGUGCACUUUGCUCAGUGUUGAGUUUAAUCGCAAGUUAUAUAAUAGUACGUGCGAAAUCGAUACCGAGAGGGGUGAGGAUAUGUUAUGUGCUCUUCAAACUUGUGGAGGUUGGAUUUAAUGCACUCUUUGUGGUUGCGUGCCCGAUCUUCGUGGCCAUCGAAACUUCCAUCGAUUUCGAGGGUCUAAUGAUUGUCAAUGCCGGUAUCAUGCUGCCAUCAACGCUCGCUAUGAUAUGCCUAAUGCUCUCCAUCGUUCUCCUGACACAACUCAUUUUUGUGUCUCCAAUCGUGUAUUGGAUACGGUAUCUGCAGAUUUGUCGAAAAGGGAUCCACCCACCACAUGUGAUAUCUGUCAUUUUCCUCAACAUAAUUCUGCUCCUACUCUCUGCAGGUGUCUUAUGCUACGCCUCGAGUCCAACCAUUGAGGAUGUCAUAUAUUUGAGCGGGAUUGCUGUUAAUUAUGUUGGACAUGAAACAGUGUUCCUCGUAUUAUCUUAUGAUAAAAGUGGAACAUCAAUCACAGCAUUUAUCUCAAGUGGCACUUACCUCUUCAUCUUGGUAUUCUCUGUGGUGAUAAUGGGUUUCAGUCAUUUGAGAAUCAACACUCGAAUUAAUUCGAACACGACGAUGAGUGAGAAUUUGAAGAAGAUGCAAGUUCGAGCCAAUCAGAUUUUGACGUCACAAUUCAUCAUGACCCUAAUCUUCAUCCAACUUCCCUUCUUCUACUCAGUCCUUGGCCCAAUGAUCGGAGUAUCCCAGAAGCUCGCCACCUAUCUCCUCUCGAUUCUCUUUGUCUGGGGACCCGUAGCCAACACUGCAAGUCUCUUCAUUUUCAAGACUCAUGUUCGUCAAACCGUUUUCUUUAAGUGUACUCAAGACAACGAAUCGACCGUUGUGAAUGUAGCGGAGAGAUCUGUGAUGAAGUCGGAUAUGAAGAUGAGAUCUGUUACUUGA
Caenorhabditis remanei is the source of this 1038-nucleotide messenger RNA. RefSeq lists its product as uncharacterized. The transcript is spliced from 6 exons. The record is from RefSeq and is a predicted model, not a curated record. Lineage: Eukaryota; Metazoa; Nematoda; Chromadorea; Rhabditida; Rhabditidae. The coding region runs from base 1 to 1038 and encodes 345 amino acids.